GGCCGCUCCCGGCAGCCCCCGCGUACAAGAUGGCGGCGCGGGGCGGCGGGCGGUGAGCGGGGGCGCGGCCCCGGGCAGACAUGACCUACACGGCCGAGCAGCUGGACGGGGUGCGGCGGAUCAAGCGGUGCCGGGACUACUACGAGAUCCUGGGCGUGAGCCGGGACGCCGGCGAGGAGGAGCUGAAGCGCGCGUACCGCCGGCUCGCCCUCAAGUUCCACCCCGACAAGAACCGCGCGCCCGGGGCCACCGAGGCCUUCAAAGCAAUAGGCAAUGCUUUUGCAGUUCUGAGCAACCCUGAGAAGCGACUGCGAUACGAUGAACUGGGGAGCGACCAAGAGCACGUCAGCACUGGCCAGGCCAGGCACUACAAUUACUACACAGAGUUUGAAGCAGACAUUACACCAGAAGAAAUAUUCAAUGUGUUUUUUGGUGGGCAUUUUCCUACAGGAAAUAUCCACAUGUUCUCAAAUGUAGCCAGAGAUGCACAUUAUUACCCACGGAGGCACCGGACUGAAAGGGCAUGGACACAGGAGCAGGAGGAGGAAGACAACAGGCCACAGAAUUCCUAUUCUGCAUUUAUCCAGUUGAUGCCAGUUUUCAUCAUCAUAGUAGUGUCAGUGAUAACCCAGCUGAUGGCCACCAACCCUCCCUACAGCUUAUUCUACAAGUCGUCCAUCGGCCACGUCAUUAUCAGAGAAACAGAGAACUUGCAGGUGCCUUACUAUGUUGAUAGGAACUUUGAGAAGAAUUAUCAAGGAGCAGAACUCCAAGAGCUCGAGAAGACGGUUGAAAAGGAUUACAUAGACUAUAUUCAGACCAGCUGCUGGAAGGAGAAACAGCAAAAGUCUGACUUGUCCAAUUUGGCCAAGCUCUACAGAGAUGAGAGGUUAAAACAGAAAGCAGAAUCCCUGAAACUUGAGCACUGUGAGAAGCUCUCCAGUCUGAUUGGGAUGCACAAAGGGGGCUGAGCAGAAUGCACACGUUCCGUAGUUUUAUUUAUUGCUGUUUUAAGUUAUGUUUUUAUUUUCCUUCAUAUAAAAAGGGAAGGAGUCUAUUGUAAGGAGUGGAUAUUGGAGUCCUUCUGCAUGUAGUGCAGAGAAGGGCCAGCACGAGCUGCAGAGCUGCUGUUUGCUGUAAUAUAUCCUGUACAUUAGAUUCGGUUCCAAGGACCAGUGGCACUUUGUACAUUCAUUCCAGGGAGGUUCUCUUAGUUUGGAACCCCUCUGAAUCCAAACUGCGUGUGCUUCCCAGGAGAGCACGCACGUGCCUCGGCUUUCCAUGUUUUCUGUGGAGCUGCAGUGCAGUGGAUCCCAUGGACAGUGCUGUGCUCAGUGCUGGGUGUCAGCUCCUCUUCCCAUUCAGCACCGAGGCUGUCCCUGCCUCCACAGUGCUGUGAAGGAAUGUUGGGCUGAUUCCAGUGUCCUGUGCAGUGCUGGGAGCAGGAGGGACAGGUACCUGCCCCAGGUGAGCCCCUGAGCACACUCCCAGCCCUCCCUCUGUCCAAGGCACUGUACCCUGUGCUGCUCCACGGGAGGGCCGUGCCCAUCCUGCUCCGUGUGACACCAACACGACCAAGAAGAUGGGAGUGUGAACUGCACCAAUCCAGUGGCUGCAAAACUGUAAGGAAAGGACAACCAUGUUGAUUUUCUCAUCUGUCUUCAGUGGCAUAUUUUGAAGCUGGCUGUUACAUUCUGACUUGGAUCUGCACACUCUUCUCCAGCUGCUCCAGGGGCCCUGCUUUUCCCGGUACAGUUCUCAUGUAGCAUAUUUUUACUCUGCUGAGCAGUUAUGAAUGUUUCACUGUAGCCAUCAGUACUGCAAAGAAAAAGACCCAUGUGGUAGUGUCCUUUUUUUCCUUGAUCCUCCUUUCCAAAGUCAGGCCUUGAGGAGCAGUUUGAGGCUGGUUGUACCCGUGAGCAGCAGAGACCAGUGUUACUCCGGCUGAGCACCAGUUUCUCUGGUGGGUACCACGGGUGUGUGCCAGGCAUGGAAUGACCUGUUCUUCCAGGGUGGGGGGCUCAGGGCAGCCACAGCACAGCACUGCUCCCCUCUGACCUUGGGAAUAGUUGUCAGCGAGAUCUGAGCAAUGCUCUGCUGUGGCCUCAUUCCUAAAACCUGCUGCAGGAUGCACAGGUGGCUUUGCCUGAAACCUAGGGAGCAAAGUGCUCCAAAGUUUGGGAAAUGCCAGGAUUAAACCUGCCUUUGAAGCUUAGGCUUCAGGUGUCCGUGUGCCUGGUGGAGCAGUGUUGUCCAGGUGCUCUGCUGAGGGGCCCUGUGGGCUGGAACUGGCACUGUGGGUACCACAAAGUGUCCCCUCCGUGUCCCUGUCCUGUUCACACAGCAGGGGGAAGUUGGGCAGCAAACAAAUUAGGAGGAAAAGAGGCUUUUCUGGGGUGUGCACUGGAAUUUGGGGGUUGUAUCAGGGGUUUGAGGCUUGGUGCUCCUGCACGUGAGCCAGACACAUUCCAGAUGUGAUGAGAACAUUCCAAGUACAGCAAUGGUGCUGCUGUGGGGUGGUGGGGUGUCAAAAAUGGGGGGAAACAACAAAGUAACUCUUUAAAUUACAUAUUAGCAUUAACAUUUGUAUCCCGUUUGCAGGAAACCUUAUAGGAGCAGGUGGGAAAGUUGAGCAGAGUUUGUUGGGCACCUGGGGUGGGAAGAGCAGCAGUGUGCACCGUUGGGCAUUUUGAGUGGGUUGGUGCCAGUCUGCAAAGGUUCAUUAUUCCAGGAUGGUGGCUGGAUUGGUUAUUAAGGGUUGAUUAUUCCAGGAUGGGGGCUGGCAGAGCAGGCAGUCUUAGUUCUGGUGUUUCCCACCUUUGAGCACGACUGUGUACAGAAAGCAAAAUUAAUGUUGCUUUUUAUCUACUAAAUAGCUUGUAGAAUAUAUUAGACGUCUGUUCAAGUGGUUGGACCUGGUUCUAGGGUUGGUAUCUUCCCUGUCCUUCCUGUGGGAGUCCCAGAGCUGUAGAGGGGAUGCAGGUGGAGAGACCAAAUCCAGUGACUUCCCUGGACCUGCUGUGUCCUGCGUGGAGCUUGAACUCAUACACAGCAUUUUGCACUAGAACCAGAUCACACCUCUCCAUCCAAAGAUCUCCAAGGACUUGAUGGAGGUGGGGACCCCCUGUGGGAAGCACAGUCAUACAGAGUCUUCUCUGGAACUAGGAAGGGGGCUGGAAUGGAGCAGGAGGUGAGACUGAGAGGUAAAAACAUUUCCCAAAGCAAUAAGUGUUCUUUGUUUAUACCGGGGGGUGUCAGGUGCUGGUGUGUGCUGGGAGGGGUGUGUGGCUCGGGGUGUCUGGUGACAAACAGGACAAGCUGUGUUUGUACAGCACGGGCAUCCUGCUCCAUAGGGAAAAGGAGAGUCCUCUCUGGAGCCCGUGGGCUGGAAAUGUAUCCCUGUCCUUCUCCAAAGGGUGCUGGGGCUCCUCGUUUCUGGGUCAGAAUAAGAGAAUAAGGUGUUCCUGAGCAGGAGGGUGGCUCGGAGCAGGGGGUGCCCCUGUUCCCUGGGAACACCGAGCACUGGGAAAUAGGUCUGUGUGUGUGGAUGUAUUCGGGGUUUUUAAAUUAAAGACGUGACA
This is a messenger RNA of Corapipo altera (White-ruffed manakin), 3581 nucleotides long. It is a transcript of the gene DNAJC18, whose product is annotated as DnaJ heat shock protein family (Hsp40) member C18. The record is from RefSeq and is a predicted model, not a curated record. Gene Ontology annotation, molecular function: Hsp70 protein binding. Gene Ontology annotation, cellular component: endoplasmic reticulum membrane. The transcript is spliced from 7 exons. Lineage: Eukaryota; Metazoa; Chordata; Aves; Passeriformes; Pipridae. Gene Ontology annotation, biological process: cellular response to misfolded protein. Bases 81 to 971 code for a protein of 296 amino acids.